Molecule: messenger RNA, 933 nt
Organism: Vitis vinifera (wine grape)
Lineage: Eukaryota; Viridiplantae; Streptophyta; Magnoliopsida; Vitales; Vitaceae
Product: probable polygalacturonase At3g15720
Exons: 8
Coding region: 1-933 (310 amino acids)
Biological process (GO): carbohydrate metabolic process
Molecular function (GO): polygalacturonase activity
Source: RefSeq, a predicted model, not a curated record
AUGGCCUCUAUUGGCUUAGGCAAGAUUGGAUUAAGUGACGAUGAUGAGCUCUCAACUAUUAAUGUGCGUGAUUUUGGAGCUAUUGGAGAUGGAACUACAGAUGAUUCUCAGGCUUUUCUAAAAGCAUGGAAGAAAGCUUGUGGAAUUCAGGCAGGCUAUGUCAAUUUUAUAAUUGAAAGUGGGAAGGCAUUCUUGUUGAAGCCUAUAAGGUUUGAAGGUCCAUGCAGAGCUUCUUAUAUAAAUAUUCAGGUUUUAGGGACAAUUACUGCCCCCAAAUCAAUAUAUGAAUGGGGAGGUCAAAGCGUGGACAAUUGGCUUAUUUUCUUCCGUAUCAAUGGGCUUAUAGCAUUGAGUUUCGUUGGUUGCAAUAACCUUAAACUCGAUCAUUUGAAUCUUAUCAACAGCCCAAGGAGACAUGUAGUGAUAUUCAACAUCAAUGGUGCGACCAUUUCCAACCUCAACAUAAUAGCCCCUAAAGAAAGCCCUAACACAGACGGUAUAGACAUUGGCCAGUCAACCAAUAUCCAACUCCAUUACUGCAACAUUAAAACUGGUGACGAUUGUAUAGCUAUUGGUCCAAGCUCCUUCUAUAUUAAUAUUAGCAACAUAGCUUGCGGUCCUGGCCAUGGCAUAAGUAUUGGAAGCUUAGGAUUAAAUGGAAGGACUGACAAAGUGGAAGAAGUGCAAGUAAGAGAUUGUACUUUCACUGGAACUCGGAAUGGAGUAAGGAUCAAGACAUGGGAGGGAGGGUCAGGAUAUGCUAGGAAGAUAUUGUUCGAGGGGAUUACACUAAAUGCCGCUGAUAACCCCAUCAUCAUUGAUCAAUACUACUGUCCUAAUAACAUGUGCUCGAAACAACAUACUCGGAAGAUGUUGUUUCUUCAUAUUGUAUCAAUGCCCAUGGAAGAUUUAGCGAUUCUGUUCCGCCAGUAG